AUGUUUGCAAAUAUCCUUCAUUUUUUUAGUAGAAGUGUCCUGAUUACCAAGAAACUCGGAGACUGUGAAAGAUGUGGAAUCAUAUAUGGGUGUAUAGGAAACGUUUUACACCUCCUUGGAAACUACGAUGAAGCGAUUGUCUUCCACUACUGGCGACUGAAAGCUGCUCGUCGAUUUAGUGACGCUAAAGGAGAGUAUCGUGCGCUGCAGAACAUUGGCAACGAAUAUGCUAGUUUGUCACAGUAUGACAAAGCAAUUAAGCUGUACAAUGAAGCGAAACUAGUGGCAAUUCAUAUGAAUGACGUCCAACGAGAAGAACGAUGUAAGCAGUUCAUCAGACAUAUUUCCGAAAUUGCUUCCGAACAGGAAAUAAUUGAUUGA
Molecule: messenger RNA, 381 nt
Organism: Cooperia oncophora
Lineage: Eukaryota; Metazoa; Nematoda; Chromadorea; Rhabditida; Trichostrongylidae
Source: the annotation of a GenBank genome assembly